Linum tenue is the source of this 1750-nucleotide messenger RNA. The record is from the annotation of a GenBank genome assembly. Lineage: Eukaryota; Viridiplantae; Streptophyta; Magnoliopsida; Malpighiales; Linaceae.
UUUUCCCAAAGGAAAACCGUUAUUCAUGUUUACAAAGUCCAGGGAGCUGUUCGUAAUUUUACUUUCCUCUUCCUGCCGCCUGCCGGUGGUGGUGACCAACUAACUACUCAAGUCAUCACUCAUCAGUCGUCGCGUCGUCCGGCAGCCUAAAGAGGGAAAGAAGAUGUCAACCACAACGCGGCUGAUCUCCGGCGCUCUCAUCUGGAUCAUUGUUCUCUUUGGAACCCUAGCUUUCAUCCAGCAUCGAUUAAGCGAUCCUGGAAUUUCAUUGGAGUCCAACAAAGCCGGAGAGGAGAAGAAAUUGGGAGAGGGUUUGGAAGAAGAAGUGACUCACAAAGUAUACUUCGAUGUUGAAAUCGGCGGAGAAGCUGUGGGCCGCAUUGUGAUGGGUUUAUUUGGGAAGACAGUCCCAAAGACUGCAGGUAAACGAGCUGAUAGAUCAGUGGAACACAAUAGAACUUUCGAGCACUAUGCACCGGUAGCCAAGUAACUCUUGUUCCCGUUUGCUUGAGGUCUCGAAACCUUUUUAGUUGUGCUGGUUUUUACGUAUUUAUUGUAAUCCGAUUUCAGGGGAGAAAGGGAAAGGAAUGAGUGGGAAGCCUCUGAACUACAAAGGGAGCACAUUCCAUAGGAUCAUACCUCAGUUCAUGAUCCAAGGAGGGGAUUUCACGAGUGGUGAUGGACGUGGUGGAGAAUCAAUCUACGGUGGGAAGUUUGAGGAUGAGAACUUCAAGCUGAAGCACACCGGGCCAGGAAUGAUGUCGAUGGCGAAUUCUGGGCCGGAUACGAAUGGAUCCCAGUUCUUCAUCACAACAGUUGUAACCAGCUGGUUGGAUGGGCAUCAUGUGGUGUUUGGGAAGGUGCUUUCUGGGAUGGACAUUGUGCAGAAGAUCGAAGGCCAAGGCCAAAGCAACGGUGUCCCCAAGAGCAAAGUCGUCAUUGUAGACAGCGGCGAAAUGCCCAUGAAACAUAAGCAAGAAACACAGUAAACCACACCACAAAAGCAAUCAGACAACACCAAUUUUUAACAAGUCAAGAAGCUUCUUCUAUUAUUCAUUCCACUUGGUUGACUUACUAAAACAAAGGCAAAGACAGAGAUCUGUUUAUUAAAGCUUCUUAGGCCUUGGUGCCGCCGUGGCGGCCGUCAGCGUCCUUGCCGUUCCGGUGACGGUACGAGGAGGCGAAAUUGGAGGAGAGGUCGGAGUAGAGGGAGGACACGGUGGAGAUGUUGUGGUUGAUCUCCUGGAUCAGCGGCACGUUCUUGGCCAUGUUGUCGGGGAUUCGGGACUGGUGGUUGUCGUUCACCUGCUGAAUCAGCGACCUGUUCCUGUCCAGCACCGUCUGCACCUUCCGAAACGUCCCGCUGAAAUUCGCCCACACCUCCCCGUCUCCUUCCUCGCCGUCGGGGCGGUCGUUUCUGUUUCCGUCGGCCAUGCUGGGAAUUUGGGCGGCGGAGCGGUGAUCUAUUGCGGUUGGUGAGAUGGGAUGAGAAAGGGGAAGGCAGAUUGUGGGGGGAAGUUUACGGGGACUGGCAAUUUUUGUAAUGGGGAAAGUGCGGAGAGAGAGAGAAAAGAGGGCCGACGCGAGAAAAGAGAGGGUGGUGAAGUGAGGAGAAACGGUGGCGCGUGAUGGACCAAGUGGUGACGACACGCGCAGGUGGUGCGAUUGGGGGAAGCGAGGUGGAUAAAUAUCUUAUGCCGAUUUGGAUUUUUUUUUUUUGACGAAUGCUGAUUUGGGAUUGGAAGGACGG